Messenger RNA from Symbiodinium necroappetens, 681 nucleotides. The record is from the annotation of a GenBank genome assembly. Lineage: Eukaryota; Dinophyceae; Suessiales; Symbiodiniaceae.
GUUCAUCAAGCACACCGCGCAGAUUGCAAAAGCAUACAAGGAGCAGCGCACCGUGCGAUGCUUCAGAGGCCUGACGCUGCCCUCUUAUCUUCUGUCUUCCAGGCAAGAGUUCGUGGAGUUUACACUGGCAGUCUUCUUGUUUGUGAUGCUGACGAUGGAGCCCUUCCUGCAUUGCCUGAAUGUUGAUGACCGAUUCGUCACCAACUGUUGCGAGCACGGGGAGUUCUACUGCACGCUGUCGGACAACUACGAUCGCAUCUCCACGCUUCCCAUGCUCUUGUACUUCGUCCUGGCCGCAGACCUCAUCCAUCUCAAUAUUCAUCUGUCCAGCUUCGUCGUCAUUUGUACGAGUCUUUGGUGGGAGUUUGUACUCUACUUGGGGGCAUUGGUCUUUUUGGCCACCGCCUUUGCCAGCGCCAUCGCCUGCUUACCACAAACAGGGCUUGACGACAGCGUUCAGCUUCGUGACUUCUACAAUUGGCCGUCUGCCUUCCAGUCGCUCCUCUCCAUGUCGCUGAACAUGUACAGCGGGAACAACUUCGAGGAAAUCAGUGUUGCAACAGAGGUGCCCUUGAAGUGGUGGAUCAUCGGCUUCGGGGCUUGCUGGCACGUUUUCCUCACGAACCUGAUGAUCGCACACUUCUGUGAGUCGCAGCUUCGAGCCGAGUUUGAGCGUAUAGA